AUGGGAUCGAUGCUAACACAGCCAGAAAUUGAGAUCUACGGCAUUGCCCAGUCCACUCAGAGGCUGGAGAAGUUUGGCUUCCGCCCUGAAGUCACUUUGCUCAGCACGUCUGAGUAUUAUAAGACUUGGGAGAAAAUGGCGAAGGCUCGUUCAUCUAAGCCAUCACGAGCAGAGCUUUAUGAUGUCGCUGAUGGCAUUCAAGGCGCACUUGGACUUCGGUCUCGAGAUUUAACUUUGGCAACACUCGUCUUUGAUCCUAGUUCAUCCUUGGGUUGGCGCUACAUCAAGACUGCCGUAAAGGGGAGAGACCACACUGGUUUGUUGGGCUUACUCUACACAGGUGGUAUCAGUCCUACACUUGGCGAGCAAAUUUUCGCCUCUGGUCUCAAGACAGUUCAGAGCCUCUCACUAGCAUCCUUGACAGCAUGGGAUGCCAUCGUCAAUGCUUCGAAUAUCUGGAACUUUCUUUCCCGAGACUUCCAUACUCAGGGCCACAAUGGUGUAUUCCUAGUAGUCACACCGGAGUACGCUGUUGGCGACUUCCUUCGAGCUCGAGACCUCGAUCCCUUGAGUCUGAACCCGACAAACCCUGUGCGGGGUUGGUUUGGCAAAGUUAUCGACGAAGAACUAGAAAUAUUCACCACGAUCAACAGAGUUCAUAGUCUCAUUGAGAAGAAACAACUUGAUCACGCUUUGAUUGCCAGUAUGAGCCCCAGCACUGUCACGGUAAUCAAUGAGUUGUCAACUACAAAAGACAUCUGGCGCCAUAGGCAAUUUGUUUGGACUGAUCCAAGAGCAGUGUUUGAACCGCAGCAUAGAAUGCUCGGAAACUGCCUCAAAACAAUGAUUCGCAAGCUAUAUCAGCACCGCCAAGGUGUCAAAAUCCUUCAUUUUGAGAAGACACCUCUUCUUGAUCGACGGAUGCUUGCGAUCAUCUUGCGUGGGUUACCCAAGGUCACCAUGAUUGGGGUUUACGACUGUCCUCUUAUUCACUUCGGCGACGUCAUUUGCAUCUUGGAUCUGAUCCACGAGAUCAACCUGAGCCGCCGUGAAAAUGGGCUUCCAUUAAUCGACUCGUUCGAUUUUCGCCCUCACUAUGAGAAUGGAAUGCCGUUCGCCGAGGCGAAUUCCGCCUGCUAUGGCCUUACAUGGGACCCUUUGAGACUCGAGGUAGUCCAGCGCGGGUUCUACAAUAUUAUUCUCAAGGCGUUCUUAAAGUCUCGAGCCAUGAACCUGAAGCUAUUGUUUGACAGAGAUGGCCCCUUCAGAGAUUUCUUGUUCCAGGUGCCAAAUCUCCCCUUUGGGGUUCCCUGCUUUUUGGAUGGUUUGUACCGUUAUGUCGACAUCCAAGGCGAUUCUUUCAGGGCGCAGAGGGAAAGGAGAAGGGCUUUGUUUGACCUGCUCAAGCCUAUUCGCCUGCACCUGGAUGACACCUGGGAUAAAGAUUGGCCGUCGUGGUACCUUAAGGAAAUGGGAAGAACCCUGGUCACUUGUGCUUCCUGCGGCUACGAAACUCUAGGAGAGUUUUAUCCGGUAGACAUACGCAAUGCAGGAGCCGACCAUCAAAUCUGUGCUGGCUGUACCCUUCAGAGAUGGCUUGAUAAGCAAGCGCAUCACUUGCGCCUCGUCAAGUUGGACAACCUGAAGGUACUUUUCGCAGCUUGGGAUAGUUGUGAUUUUAAUCUAUAUGCCCCUGUUGAUGCGGGCGCCAGCGCGAUCCUGAACUUGAAGGUCGGGAGAAUAGCCAAGCCGGGGGACACGGCCCAACCGCAUCACAAACAAAGCAAGAUGAAUUUCGACUCUCUCCAGAAUCUACCGUCUCUAGAGAAGCUGGGUGACCUAUCCGGAGAGUCUGAGCUCAUCUGGCGCAAGUUUAUGUUUGAGUGUGAGCAGACUGACCUCUUCUGUCGAGUCGUUCGGAUGUUGUGUGCCAAGAAGAAACCAGGCAAGGGGGAUGAGUUCCUGACUUCAUUUGCCCCGACUCAUACUCCAGAUCAUGUAGAAGAAACGCAGAAAGCGAGACUCCGUACCUAUGAGCGUCAGAGUCAUGAUUUCAAGACCGUCAUGGACUUGCAUGUCGGCCAUGUGGAGAAGCGUUGGGCCCCUGGGGUACCCAAGGGACUCAAACCAACUUCUAUACCUGGAUUCUGGUAG
Clonostachys solani is the source of this 2154-nucleotide messenger RNA. The record is from the annotation of a GenBank genome assembly. Lineage: Eukaryota; Fungi; Ascomycota; Sordariomycetes; Hypocreales; Bionectriaceae.